AGAAAAGAACAAGAAGAGAUACUCAUCCCUCUCACAGUCGAGUAAUCUCUCCUGACGUGACCUUCUCCGUUCCGUCUGCUUGUUUCUCUGCGUUCUACCAAACACAAUGGCCGACAACGCCCCACCAGCCACCUCUUCGUCCCUCCCUCCUCCUCCACAGGCACCUGCAGGCGCUCCCGGCCAGCAGCAGUUGGACAAGGCUCAGGGGAACGGCCAGGGAAACCCUUCACACAUGCCACCUCCGCCGCUGCCGCCCGUCGUCAUCCCCCAAAACACCAACCCAAUCCCUACUGCCAUCACCUCUCCCAUGUCUGGCAACAUGAUGUCACCGACCAGCGCUGGUGGCUACGUGCGUCGAGCCGCUCCCGAGCCAAACAAGCGUGCCUUGUAUGUUGGUGGUCUCGACCCACGUGUGACCGAGGAUAUCCUGCGACAGAUUUUUGAAACAACUGGCCACGUCCAGAGUGUGAAGAUUAUCCCCGACAAGAAUUUCCAGAGCAAGGGAUUGAACUACGGCUUUGUUGAGUACGACGAUCCAGGUGCCGCAGAACGCGCAAUGCAGACUCUCAACGGCCGUCGCGUCCACCAGUCGGAAAUCCGUGUCAACUGGGCUUAUCAGUCGAACAACGCGAACAAGGAGGACACCUCCAACCACUUCCACAUAUUUGUUGGCGAUCUGAGUAAUGAAGUGAACGACGAAGUUCUGCUUCAGGCCUUCUCUGCCUUUGGCUCUGUCUCCGAGGCCCGUGUUAUGUGGGAUAUGAAGACCGGUCGCUCCCGUGGUUACGGUUUCGUCGCUUUCCGCGAACGUGCUGAUGCUGAAAAGGCCUUGAGCUCCAUGGAUGGUGAAUGGUUGGGUUCUCGUGCGAUUCGCUGCAACUGGGCCAACCAGAAGGGUCAGCCUUCGAUUUCUCAGCAGCAGGCCAUGGCCGCAAUGGGCAUGACGCCGACCACUCCUUUCGGCCAUCAUCAUUUCCCCACACACGGUGUCCAGAGCUAUGACAUGGUCGUCCAGCAAACCCCUCAGUGGCAGACUACGUGCUACGUCGGAAAUCUGACCCCUUACACCACUCAGAACGACCUUGUUCCGUUGUUCCAGAACUUUGGCUACGUCGUCGAAACUCGAUUCCAGGCCGAUCGGGGAUUUGCAUUUGUCAAGAUGGAUACUCAUGAGAAUGCUGCCAUGGCCAUCUGCCAGCUCAACGGCUACAACGUCAAUGGGCGACCGCUGAAGUGCAGUUGGGGUAAAGACCGCCCUCCAACUGGCCAAUUUGACUAUUCUCCUCAGCAAGGUGCUAACCCAGCCUUUAAUUCCGGUCCUAAUCCUGCCGGCCGUGGCUGGGAUCAGUCUGGCGCCAACUUUGGCCCUGGAAUGCCCGGCCAGGGCUAUGGUCAAGUUCCCGGAGGUGCUGCUGGGUACGGCCGUGGCCAGAACAAUCCCGGAUCGGGAUGGGCACAGCCCAAUGCUGGCAACUUCGGCAACGGCUUUGGAGGCUAUCAAGCUUAAUCACGCUCGAAAUCUCGCACCUAACGAUAACCACUAGUAAUGCCAUCUUCAAUCACUCCCUGUCCUGGGUUGUCAUCUAUAAUCCGUUUUAUCAUGAAGAACCCGUGUUACUGGUAUUUUCCUCCUUUUUCUUUUUGCCCCUUUCUUUGCUUUUUGGUUCCUACUAUUAUUCAACGAGUGUGUCUUUGAAAUUUUUCUUUUGAUGGUUCGUCAUCGAGAUUUCCCCAAGUAUUUUUUCCAAAUUGCUCGAUCCAAGUGGGCUCUUGCGAGAGUUUUCAUUCUGCUUUCGAUGUUCCGUUUAGUAUUGGCCGUUUUCGAAUGAAAUUCUCUUCCUGUCUAAUUAAACGAACAAUACCCCUUGGAUUUAUUCGAUGUCAUCAUUCAAGAUUGUUCUCGAAAUCUCCUUAUUAUGACUUGCAGUUUCUAAGAUGCUAUGCGUUUUUCUCACUGGGAAUUUGGUGCUAUAAUUUCUUCCUCUCUGGCUCUUUUGUUAUUUCCCCAUGAGCGCCUUAGGAUUGAUUGAAAAGCGAAAAGUAUCUUAUGAUUUCCGAGUGAUGAUGAAAUCCUUUUUCUACUGAAUGUGACUCUCUCGACUUUGAAUAUCCGUUAUUGUUGGAGUUGUGCUUUCCAAUUUUUCUCCUAGCUGAUUGGCUGUGUAGCGUAUGGUCCUACCUUUUUUUUUUUUUUUAAUUUUUUUUUUUUUUCUCCUGAUCAGUUCCUUCAUCUGUACGAAGUAUGCCUCUGGCUCAGUCCGCGAUAUUCCGCCACAGGCUUUGCAAAAAUUGCUGCUUUUUCACUUUUGAAGGUGCAAGAUGUGAUAUACCUUUUCUUUUUCUCUGGUCUGUUCGCAAGCAUCCAUUGAUUC
Messenger RNA from Coccidioides immitis RS, 2372 nucleotides. RefSeq names its product nuclear and cytoplasmic polyadenylated RNA-binding protein pub1. The coding region runs from base 107 to 1507 and encodes 466 amino acids. The transcript is spliced from 5 exons. NCBI's taxonomy places the organism in Eukaryota, Fungi, Ascomycota, Eurotiomycetes, Onygenales, Onygenaceae. The record is from RefSeq and is a predicted model, not a curated record. Gene Ontology annotation, molecular function: RNA binding.